UUCAUCGCCGCGAAAACUAUCGAAACAAAGCCUCUGGGUACGCGCUAGCUGUUCCUCGCGCACGGCCUCGACGAGAUCGGGCAGAACACUGAGGCUGUACGGACCUCCGUGUCGGACCUGGACCGUUUUGAGAAGGUCGUACAGCUCACUGCCUUUCACCCUUUCGAGUCCGCCCUCGACGCCCUCAACUGGUGUAACGCCGUCUCCGAAGGCUUGCUAGCUGUUACUUGAAGUAUAUCACUCUAUUGUUUCUGGUCUUCUCUUGCGCCUCCAAGCCCUGCUAUUAGUGUUUACUUUCGGGAAUUGUGGGCGCUUCAUCAUUGCACCUUUUUUUGGUUGUUUAACGCUGCUGGGAUUUUAAAAAUUGGAUCUUUGUUCUCAUGUUAUUAAGAAUUUAGAGUAUGAGAAACCAGAUUAACAUGCUUGUUUUAUGCUGCAUUGGGCUGAUUUUCUAUUGCCUUCGUGAAUAGGGAUGGAGUAGUGAGUCUCAAUUCAACCAAGUUUUGAACAUUGAACUGGAUCAAAUAAUUGAGGUUCUUUAGCCCAAUCAGAACUCUUCAAUUAUAUAUUAAUUGUACAGUUGAAGAGGAAUAAAUGGAGAUGAUAAGGGAGCGAGGGGCAAGCCCAGGAGAAGAGGUAGUAGAGGAAGAUGAUGGAAUCCUCUCAAUUCCACGAGGCGGACCCAUUUACACGCCCAACCUUGUGAGCCCCCUCUCUUCGGUUCCCCAUUUUGAGGCUUCUCUUCUCCUGCAACUUCAGAAUCUAGAGGCGGAGCUAGGCUGUUCAGAUUCCUCUCAACCGUCUGAUGAAGCUAUUUCGGUUGAUGAACUUAAAAUAUUGAGUGAAGAAGAAUUAGUGGAUAUGGCUAUGAAAGUUGCAUUUCAGCAGGGUGACCACGAGAAUUCUUCACAACCUUUGGAAGAGCAGUCUGCCGCUGCAGGGAAAGGAGAUGCUCACAGUAGAUCAAGAAAUAAGCAUGCAUGCUCAGAAAGCUUUUCAGGUGGGGAAAAGCUUUUAUCCUCAUCUGAGAUCCCAAAUGAUUCUCCUUCCCUAACUGGUAGCAUUCAAAAUAGCCACUCAAGGAAGAGAAAGAGAAGAAAAGCGAAUAACCAUGCCAUCGAAGAUAGUUAUACUGCUAAGGUGGAGCAACUUGUGAAAAUUAAACAAAAGCAGGACGAAGACAAAGCGGCGGCAAGACUGCACUCAUUCAAUGGUGGUUGCGAGAUAAAUGAAAGUGCCAUUACAUUGUCAGAAGGAACUGAGAGGAUGAAAUCUCUCAGGUUUACAAGUUAUGCUAUGAAGGUGAAAUCACCAAGCAUUGGGGAACACAUAGCUGUGCCAUAUCCAGAAGUUGUUCUUUGUGUUGAGGUUUACCAUAGCUCACGGAAGUGGGUGAAGACUCAGGAGUUUUUGGUCCUAGGCCAUCAAACCUUGACUGAACUGAGGGAUAAGAUCUAUUGCUCAACUGACCAGGUGAUGCUGAAGGCUGGGCAGCAUGAUCCUUCUGGAUAUUUCCUUAUAGAAGAUGUAUUUUUCAACGAUUUGAGGGAUCCCUCUGCUAUAGAUUAUAGUGAACCUAUCUUUGACUGGCUCAGAAACUCUAAGGAUGAGGCUCUUAAAAAAUGGGAAAGCAUUACAACUGGGGAAUUACAACAGAAGCAGAAAGCAAUUGUUGGAGAUGUUACAGGCCUGCAAUUACCUCAGUUCAAAGCUGUUGACAUGCACAUGACACGAUUUUGUGACUUAAGGUUUCGACUAGGUGUUGGAUAUCUCUACUGUCACCAGGGAGACUGCAAGCAUGCAAUCGUGAUAAGAGACAUGAGAUUAAUUCAUCCAGAGGACGUGCACAACCGAGCUGGUUAUCCAAUAGUCUUAUUUCAACUAAAAUCUCGUGUUCAGAAAUGUGAUGUUUGUAAGAUAUAUAGAGCUACUAAGGUGACGGUUGAUGACAAGUGGGCCCAGAAGAACCCUUGCUAUUUUUGUAAAGACUGUUAUUUUCUUCUUCAUUAUGGUAAGGAUGAGUCUCUGCUGUAUAAUGACUUCUCAGUAUACGAUUAUCAACAUGAUUAAUUGAGUUGUUCACAUUGAACUGAA
Molecule: messenger RNA, 2094 nt
Organism: Juglans regia (Persian walnut)
Lineage: Eukaryota; Viridiplantae; Streptophyta; Magnoliopsida; Fagales; Juglandaceae
Product: snRNA-activating protein complex subunit-like
Exons: 13
Coding region: 595-2070 (491 amino acids)
Biological process (GO): snRNA transcription by RNA polymerase III; snRNA transcription by RNA polymerase II
Cellular component (GO): snRNA-activating protein complex
Molecular function (GO): core promoter sequence-specific DNA binding; RNA polymerase III type 3 promoter sequence-specific DNA binding; RNA polymerase II cis-regulatory region sequence-specific DNA binding
Source: RefSeq, a predicted model, not a curated record